AUGCGCCAUGGCGGCACUGUUGUACCCGGCUCUUGCUUCCUUCCUGAAUUUCUAAAAGUCCGCGUCUAUCUCCCUCCUGCAUUCAUUGCCCACAACCCUGAUUUACAUCCGGCCAUCUGCGAUAUUGUACAGCACUUUAUUGAAACAGUAGCCGUUCGUACUGCUGAAAAAUGGUCUCCUCGUGCCAAGAGGACCUUGAAUUACUCUAUGACCCAGAAGGGAAGGCCCGUUCCAAAUCCUUUUCCGUCUGUAAGCAUUCCUCUGCCGGAGGAAGGGGCUGCCUGCUAUAUGUUCUUUGGCGGUCCGAGCGUUCAUGAUUCCAUUUACCACUCCUCGCCCCCCCCUCCGAUUGUUUCCAUUUCCCAUAAUCGCAGUACCUCUCCGUCGCCAUCGAAUUCCUCUGAUAUGUAUGCCGUCAAAAGCCUUUCCGACAGCGACUGCACCAUUCUAGGCCUUCAGGAAGACAUUAGUGCCUUACAAAAGGCAAACGAGGCCCUUUGUAUUGAGCUGCAAGCUGCGUAUGACCGAUUGCACAUCCUCGAGAAGCAGCUUAUUGAAGCUCGGACCAUCGUUCCAACUCAUGUCCCCAGCACUCCCGCGCGUGCCUUCAAUACAUACUCUGGUAUCUCUAAAACUCCUACCCAUGUCCCAAAAACUCCAACCCGUGACGUGAAAAAGGUGACCGCUCGCAGGAAGACUCCGUUGCGCAGUGCUUUUGAAACGCCAUCCCAUACUCACGCCUCCCCUGCCCCGGCCGCCUCACUGAGGUCACCAUUUUCUGGGGCAGGGAGCUUUUGGGUCUUGUCUCCUUCAAUUUCUACGGCUGAUCUUUUUGACGAUCCAACCGAUUCAUUUCUUAUGCUCCCUGUUUGCUUAGAGCAGCACAACAUGUCUUCCCUUUUGCCCAAAAUUCAGGAAAUAGCUGCCUACCACCCAACAGAGGUGCACUUUGACGCAUUAGUCAACUUGGGGCUGUUGAACAAGAUUGCUCAGAAGAUUGCCGCAAUCAUGGCAAUUGAUGCUUCUGUCUUGUCAAAGCAGGAUCUGUCCGUUUAG
Messenger RNA from Psilocybe cubensis, 1056 nucleotides. RefSeq lists its product as uncharacterized. The transcript has 2 exons. Lineage: Eukaryota; Fungi; Basidiomycota; Agaricomycetes; Agaricales; Agrocybaceae. The record is from RefSeq and is a predicted model, not a curated record. The coding region runs from base 1 to 1056 and encodes 351 amino acids.